AUGCCUUGUCCAAUUUCCAAUCUCUCCCACCUCCAUCUCUCAGGUGCUCAGGCAUAUCCAUCCUCCAGGCUCUGCAAUGGUUUGGGAGGUUUGGGACCAGCGAUCCCAAAUUCUGGUGGAAUUCUGAUAACCCCCCUCCGUGAUUUUUCUCCCCACAGGACCUCAUCCCUCCGAUGGAACGCCGGUACCAAGGAGCGGAUGCUGAUCAAGGUGACGGAUCGGGAGCCCAGCUUCCUCCUCCACCAAGGCAAUGGCUAUGCCCCAGAAAACCAACCAGGCUCCCGUUCCCGUCGGCCCUCGGGCGGCCAACAGUCGCCCAACCUCCAAACCUUCUCCUCGGAUGCCGACAACUCCGUCUUUUUCCCGGAGAGGAAGCAGUCACCCUUCCUGAAGAGGGCCGAGCAUGUUGGCAGCUGCUCGCCACUGCUGGGCCGGGGCGAUUCCUUCUGCUCUCCACUCCAAGCCCAGCAUCGCAAACAUUCCAGCGAAUCUCAGCCCUCGUCGCCCCGCUACGCCUAUGAGCCCCCGCUCUACGAGGAGCCCCCCAUGGAAUACCAGGCUCCCAUCUAUGAUGAGCCACCCGUGGACAUGCAGUACGAAGCCAGCGGGAGCUACAAGGCUGGGUCCCCACAGAAAUCACCCAUCCGGAAGCCUCAUCCUUUCCUUCAGUCGCCCAAGCAAGGCUCCAACUCGCCCUACCAGCAGCUGGUCCUCACCAAGCAGAAGUGUCCAGACCGCUUCAUGAGCCUGGAAUACAGUCCGGCUGGCAAGGAAUACGUCCGGCAGUUGGUCUACGUGGAGCAGUCAGGCUCCAGCCCCAAGAUGAAGACGGGCUUGAGGCACAAAUAUUCCCCCAACCCCAUUGGCGGCUCCUACUCGCUACAGCACAGCCCCUGCCUGGUGCGGGACCAACGCCUGGAGAUCAAAUCAGGUGACUACAGCAGCAUGGAGGGACCCGACUUCUGCCCUGGCCCCACGGGGGCCCAGGUGGCCCAGGGUGAGGACUCCAUGUCGUGGUCCAGCCAGCAGGACACCUUGUCCUCCACUGGUUACUCACCCUCCACUAGAAAGAGGAAAAGCCGAAAGCCUUCGGUGAACCAUGACGCCAACGCUUCUUCCACGGAUGGCUCAGGGGAGCGGGAGGUGUUGGGCGAGCUGGGUGAGGAACGAGCCACGCCGGGACCCAACAGGUCACCGAUGAACCGGACGGAGAGCAAGGCGGCCGAGGCAGAGGCAGCACGGGGCUUCCCAGAGCCGUUCCUGGCACAGGCGCGCCUGGCGUGGGAAGCACAGCAGGCCCACUAUCACAUGAAGCAACGGAGCAGCUGGGAUUCCCAAAAGGAUGGUUCAGGCUACGAGAGUGAUGGAGCCCUCCCGCUGCCCAUGCCGGGCCCAGUGGUGCGAGCCUUCAGCGAGGAUGAGGCGUUGGCGCAGCAGGAGAACAAGCACUGGAAGAGGAACACUUUCGAGAAGCUGGGCUUCCCCCAGAUCCUGCUGGAGAAGAGCGUCUCCGUCCAGACCAACCUGGCCUCCCCUGAGCCCUACCUGCAUCCAUCUCAGUCCGAGGACCUGGGUGCCUGCGCGCAGUUCGAGAGCAGCCGGCAGACACGGAACAUGAUGCCGAGUGCCAGCUGCGUCUUCCCCACCUUCAACCUGCGCAAGCCCUCCUCAGAGACGGACAUUGAGAACUGGGCCUCCAAGCACUUCAACAAGCACACCCAAGGGCUCUUCCGACGGAAGGUCUCCAUCGCCAACAUGCUGGCCUGGAGCAGCGAAUCCAUCAAGAAACCCAUGAUCAUGACCAACGACCGCAACGUCAAGAAGGAGGCGUGCGAGAUCUUCAAGCUCAUCCAGAUGUACAUGGGCGACCGGCGGGCCAAGACGGACCAGCUCAAUGUGGCCUUGGAGAUCGCCACCAAAGGUUGGAGCAUGCAGGGGCUGCGAGAUGAGCUCUACAUCCAGCUGUGCCGGCAGACCACUGAGAACUUCCGUUACGAGAGCCUGGCCCGCGGCUGGGAGCUCAUGGCCAUUUGCUUGGCCUUUUUCCCACCCACUCCCAAAUUCCAUUCCUACCUUGAAGGAUACAUUUACCGGCAUAUGGAUCCAGUGAAUGACACCAAAGUCUCGCGGCACCUCCGGCACCUCCUGGCAAGGACCAAUCAGAAGAAACCUAAAUUGCGAAAGAAACCAAAGCCCCAGAGCGAGGAGAUCCCGGGGGUGGCCAUUAGCACUUACGCCAAGUACUGCUACAACAAACUCCAGAAGGCAGCGCUGACCGGGGCCAAGAAGGGCCUGAAGAAGCCGAACAUCGAGGAGAUCCGUCACGCCAAGAACGCAGUCUUCAACCCGUCCAUGUUCGGCAGCUCCCUGCAGGACAUCGUGGCCAUGCAAAAGGAGCGGUACCCAGACCGGCAGCUGCCCUGGGUGCAGACUCGGCUCUCCGAGGAAGUCCUAGCGCUCAACGGGGACCAGACCGAGGGCAUCUUCAGGGUCCCCGGUGACAUCGACGAGGUCAACGCCCUCAAACUGCAGGUGGACCAAUGGAAGAUCCCCACUGGCUUGGAGGACCCACACGUUCCUGCAUCGCUGCUGAAGCUGUGGUACCGUGAGCUGGAGGAGCCGCUGAUCCCACAUGAGUUCUACGAGCAGUGCAUAUCCCACUAUGAGAACCCCGAGGCUGCCAUCGCCGUAGUCCACUCCCUGCCCCGGAUCAACAGAAUGGUGCUGUGCUACCUCAUCCGCUUCCUCCAGGUCUUUGUGCAGCCAGCCAAUGUGGCCGUCACCAAGAUGGACGUCAAUAACCUGGCCAUGGUGAUGGCCCCUAACUGCCUGCGCUGCCAAUCGGACGACCCGCGGAUCAUCUUUGAGAACACGCGCAAGGAGAUGUCCUUCAUCCGUGUCCUCAUCCAGCACCUGGACACCAGCUUCAUGGAGGGCGUCCUAUAGCGGCCGGCACCGUGCCGUCCCCACCCCACCACCGGCCCCCUGUCCCCUUCUAGGGUCGAAGUCCCCAGGUGGUGGCACCUGUCUCUACCAAGAACCAGGAGAUCCAUGAGGUUCUCCACCACAUGGUGAGCUCCAUCUCACCAAGAACUGGGAGGCCCAUGAGGUUCUCCAGCUUUACCACUUGGUGAGCUCCAUCUCCACCAAGAACCAGGGCAUCCGUGACAUUCCUCACCACGUGAUGAGCUCCAUCUCCACCAAGAACCAGGAGGUCCAUGAGGUUCUCCAACUUCACCACACAGUGAGUUCCAUCUCCACCAAGAACCAGGACAUCCGUGACACUCCUCACCACAUGAUGAGCUCCAUCUCCACCAAGAACCAGGAGGUCCGUAAGGUUUUCCACCACAUAGUGAGCUCCAUCUCCACCAAGCACCAGGAGGUCUGUGAGGUUCUCCAACAUGUAUUGAGCUCCAUCUCCACCAGGAAGGAGAACCAGGAGGUUCAUGAGGUUCUCCAACUUCACUACGUGGUGAGCUCCAUCUCCAGCUGGACUUCAUGGACCAAGCAAUUGUCAUCAUUCCUUCUCGCCUGGAUGCAGGGACAAGGAGAAGUCCUUGAGGUCCGUCCUGAUCUUCUGGCCAUGUCACUGCCUGGUUCUUCGCUGGAGGAGUCAUGAGGAACAUCCCAGCUGUGGGGUCUCCAUGGGGUUGGGAAGGUGGGAGAAGUUCAUCUGGACACCAGGGGACCAUGGUGACAAUUGUCCCCCAGAGGGAAGAGACCUGGGAGGUCCCCAUGGGAGUGGUGGCCUGGGGGGGUCAUGUGGCCGAUUGUCUAUCCUGGAGGAGCUGGGUGGGCUGGGUGUGCCCACGUGUCCCCAUGUCCAUCCUGUCCCCCACACACUGGCAUCACAAGGAUCUGUCCCAGCAGCCACUGGGUCUGUCUGGCCCUGUUGGAUUGGUCCCAGGACCUCCCAUCUGCUCCUGGUUUUUCUGGGCCCAUCUUGGUGUCCGUCAUAACUCCUGGAGCCAUCUUGAGGUCCAUCAUCUCCUCCUGGCCCUCCUGGGUCCAUCUUGGGGUUCAUCAUCUCUUUCUGGUCCUUCUGAGCCCUUCUUGGGGUCCAUCAUCUCCUCCUAGUCGUUCUGAACCCAUCAUCAACUCCUGGAGUCAUCUUGGGGUCCAUCAUUUCCUCCUGGACCCAUCUUGGCCCUCAUCAUCUCCCCCAGCUUCUCCCAGACCUGUUUUGGUGCCCUUCCUCUCCUCCAGAUCCUGCCCAAUCCCUCUUGGUAGCCACAGUUUCCUCCUGGACCCACCUUGGCACCCACCAGCUCCUCCUGGUCUUUCAAAACCCACCCAGGACAGCUCUGCUUUACCCUUCUGGACCCAUCUUAGUGUCCAUCAUCAUCUCCUACUUCUCCUGCACCCAUCCUGGUGUUCAUCAUUUCCUCCAGGUCCUCCAGGACCUACCUGGACACCCAUCUCCACCUGCUUCUGCCCAGCCCACUUUAGUGUUUCUGGUGUCUUCCAGGACCCAUCUUGGUGUCCCUGAUCUCCUCCAGGUCCAACCUCAGUGGCUCCUAUCUCCUCCAGGUCCUGCAGGUCCAACCUUGGUGCUCCUAAAUCUUUUCCAGGUCCUCCACAUCCCACCCUGGUGGACCCCAAUCUCCACCAGGUCCCACCUCAGUAACCCCCAAAUCUCUUCCAGGUCCCACCUUGGUGACCCCAUUUCUUCCUGGUUUCACCUUGGUGACCCCAAAUCUUCUCCAGGUCCUCCAGGUCCUACCCUGAUGGACACCAAUCUCCACCAGGUGGCCACUUGGUGGCCUCCAAUCUCCUCCAGGUUCCACUUUGGUGCCCCCCAAUGUCCACCAGGUCCCACCUCAGUAACCCCACCUCUUCCAGGACCCACCUUGGUGACCCCACCUCUUCCAGGUUUCACCUUGGUGGCCCCAAAUCUCCAGGUCCUCCAUGUCCCAUCCUGAUGGAGCCCAAUCUCCAUCAGAAACCACCUUGGUGCCCCCAAAUCUUUUCCAGGUCAUCCAGGUCCCAUCUUGGUGCCCCCUAAUGUCCCCCAGAACCCAUUUUGGUGACCCCCCCAAUGUCCACUAGGUCCCAUCUUGGUGACCCCAAAUCUCUUCCAGGUCCCACCUUGGUGCUCCCAAAUCUCCUCCAGGUCCUCCACGUCCCACCCUGAUGGACCCCAGUUUCCACCAGGACCCACCUUGGUGACCCCAUCUCUUCCAGGUCCCACCUUGGUGCCCCAACUUCUUCCAGGUUUCACCUUGGUGCCCCCCAAUUUUCACCAGGACCCACCUUGGUGACCCCAAUCUCAACCAGGAUCCAUCUUGGUGGCCCCAAAUCUUCUCCAGGUCCUUCAGGUUCUACCUUGGUAUCCCCAGUCUCCAGCAGGACCCAUCCUGGUGAUCCCAGAUCUCCACCAAGUCCCUCAAAAUGGAGAGAUCCCCAAGGCCAGGAGGGUCCCACGGGUCAGGGGGGUCCAAAAGAUCCUGGGAUGGUCCCCAAAAUGAUCGGGGGGAUCCCAUGGGUGGGGAGUCCCCAAAAUUGAGAGGUACCCAUAGUGGGGGGGGGUCCCCAAGAUCCUGGGAGGGAUCCCAAGGUGGGAGGGUCCCCAAAAUGUGGGGCUCCCAUGGGUGAGGAGAUCCCAUGGAGGAGGUCUUCAAAUUUAGGGUGGGGGGGGUUCCCAAACUGGGGGUGGUGGGGACAACCCAGCACUACCUCCCAGCUCUACUCACUGCCAGGGGACCCCCACUUUUCCUCCACAUCUGCUUAAUUAAGUUUUCAUUAAUUAAUCAUUAAUUUCUGGCACCCAUUCAUUAAUUUUUAAGUCAUUUCCCCUCCUUUUUUUCCGGCAGUUUUUUUUUGUGUGGUUUUUUUUUUUUUUUUAAAGCCUCGAGGUUUUUAUUUAUUAUUAUUAAAAAAAAAAAAAAAAAAAAAAAAAAAAAAAAACCGACUGGAAAAAAAUCUGAAUUAAAGGGAUGGACCCGCCCCUCCCUCCCCGGGAUUUUUCCCAGGAUUCCCCCCAAUCCCGGGAAUUCCCUCGGGAAUUCCUUUGGGAAUUUUCCUCCCACCCCUCUCCCCAGAGGGGUGGGGUUGGAUUUUGGGGUCCCCCCAGGGGCCACCGAAUUCUGUAUUUGGGGGGGCUCCGGCCCCCCACCGCGUGUGAAUAAAGCUCCGUAUGGAAAGCGCUG
Oenanthe melanoleuca is the source of this 6149-nucleotide messenger RNA. It is a transcript of the gene ARHGAP39, whose product is annotated as Rho GTPase activating protein 39. Gene Ontology annotation, cellular component: cytoskeleton; cytoplasm. NCBI's taxonomy places the organism in Eukaryota, Metazoa, Chordata, Aves, Passeriformes, Muscicapidae. Bases 1 to 2946 code for a protein of 981 amino acids. The record is from RefSeq and is a predicted model, not a curated record. Gene Ontology annotation, molecular function: GTPase activator activity. The transcript is spliced from 8 exons. Gene Ontology annotation, biological process: signal transduction.